AUGCCCCUCUCCCUCUCGCCGCCGCUCGCUGCGUCGCCGCCCGAGCCGGCCGCGCCGGUGCGCCAGUGGUGGGAGCGCGUGCGCAUCGAGCCGGAUGUGCUGCCGCCGUUUCACGCCGAGCCGCAGCGCCCGGCCGAGCCGCCAGCAGCAGCAGCAGCAGUAGUGCCCACACCCGCUGCACCGGCCACGCCGGCGACGCCGCAGCACAUCGCCGGCUCGCCCACGCAUACACGCCCCGUGCUGCACCUUGACACCUCGUCCGACUCGGCCUCGCCCGUCUCGCCCUUCUUUCCGCCCAGCAGCAGCGACGGCGAGCCGCGCACGCCGGCUGCGCCCGAGGCUGCCGAGCCGCAGACUCAGCAGCGCUCGCCCGCCGCCGACUUCCUCUCCGCCUUUGCCAGUCUGCACUCGGUGAUCGAUGGCGAUGCGCCAGGCCACGCCCACACGGCCGACGAGGCGUGGGGCACGCGCAGCGAGACGCGUGCCCGCUCCCUCUCGCCGCUCUUUGCCGCGACAAUGGCAGCCUCUGGCGAUGCAGGCAGCUCGAGCAUGACGUACGGCGCCUCUGCGCCCGAGAGCGGCUCGCCCAGCGCGCCGUUUGGCCUCGGCAGCGCUGCGGCGUCGCUCUUCGCCGGCGCUGCCUCUGGGUCCGCGCGCCUGCCCUCGUCGAUGCCACCACAGCAUGCCGCCGCGUUGCGACGCACGCUCGCGCCUGACGAUGAGGGCGCCACACUUGCAGACGGCCGCUACGUGCUGGGCCGCGCCGUUGGCUAUGGCGGCAGCAGCGUGGUGCGCGAGGGGUGGGCCCAGACGCCCGCGACGGAGCUUGACCUGCCGGCCAGCUCGACGCGUGUGGCAAUCAAGAUCGUGCGUCUGGACACCGUCGACGACACGGUGGCCGCAGAGGUGGCGCUGUGGCAGGCGCUGCCGCCGCACGCGCAUCUGCUGCCGCUGCUGCACCACGAAGAGAUGCCGCUGGCGCCAGGCUCAGACGUGCGCGUGCUCUUCCUCGUCAUGCCCUUUGCCGACGCCGGCUCGCUGCUCGACUAUGUGCGCAACGAGGGCGUGCCGAAGCGCCUUCUCGCCGCAGCAGGCAGCUCCGGCGGCCUCUCGCGCGCCUCGAGCAUGCACACGCAGCUCAGCAAUGGCGGCACGGCCGGCGGACGCACAGACUACUCUGCACGCGUCGCUGCUGCUGCUGCGCCGCUGGCUGGCCGCACCGGCAGCGGCUUCUUGCCUCGCUCCAGCGCCGCGCGUGCGCAGAGCGGUGCGCCGAUCAGCGGCCAUGGACGCAUCUUCUCCGACGGCGGUCUGCCCAGCAGCGCAGCAGGCUCGGGCGGCAGUGCUGCCGGCUCGGCGCCCUAUCGGCGAGGCACUCUGGGGACUGCUGAGGCAGGAUCCGCAUCAAAUGCCGGCAGCCUUUCAGCCACUGGUGCCGCAGGCCUGCUGCGUCGCGCAUCGAGCCGCGCAGCGCCGCCGCGCUCGCGCGGCCUGCCUCUGGGCAACGCCCGGCGUGUGCUGGCCCAGCUGGCGUCGGCACUCGAGGCGCUGCAGGCUGAAGGUGUGCGGCACGGCGACCUCAAGCUCGAAAAUGUGCUGGGUCAGACCAAGGAGGUCGUCGGCGAUGCUGAUGUACAGCCCGAGGUGACGAUGUGGCGCCUGGCCGACUUUGGCCUGGCACGCAAGAUCGACGAGCAGCAGAGAGCGCCGCUGUACCAGGCACCUGCGCCUCCUGCAGCCGAAGAGAAGGGCCGCAAGUCGCGUCCGGCCGGGCGCGCAUCCGACAUCGGCCCAGCGGCACGCGGCAUGUCGUCGUUUCCGACUCUGCCGCGCGGCGGCUCACUGGCAUAUGCGGCGCCCGAAACGCUUCGCGACGCCGACGAGGCGAGCACGGCCGACCGAGCAGACGCGCCAGAGGGCUCGCUCUCGCCCGCGGCGGCCUUGGUGCACGCGCAAGACAUGUGGGCGCUGGGCUGCAUCUUCUACGCGCUCCUCUCGGGCCGCCUGCCGUUUGCCGACUCCUUCGAGCCGCGGCUGCAGGCCAAGAUUGCGCGGGGCAUCUGGACUUUGCCGCCGCGCCUGGUCCGGCGUCGGCCGCGGCGGAGUGCGCCCGGCAGCGAGGGCGAUGGUCUGCCGGCGGCGUCAAGCGCCAUGAGUCCCAGCGGCAGCGCCCAGAGCUUCUCGGAGCGCUCGCGACCCGACAGCUGGGCCAGCUUCAGCGGCAACUUCGGCGGACGCGAGCUGAGCUCGAGCGUGUCCAGCCUGCCACCAAAAGGCACGCUGCUGCAAGAGGAGGACAACGCCAGCGACACGGAAGACGAAGGCGAUGAAGAGGCGCGCCUGUGGGACGGCGACCGAGUGGAGCGACAGGAGGCCCGCGACGUGCUGCGUGGCCUGCUGGAGACCGAUCCUGCGCGCAGAUGGACGCUCGCCGAUGUGCUUGCUUCGCCGUGUCUGGCGCGCCUGCAUGAGCCUCCCGCGGUCGAGGAGCGGGGUCGUCAGGCCCAGACCGAGCCGCUGCGCUUUGAGCGCCAGGCCUCGCGCGAGCGUGUGACGCGCCUGGACUCGGAGCUGUCGCACUCGAGGCCCUCGCCAAAGAUUUUCGACGGCGACCUACCGGGAAGGAGCCAGACAGGCUCACCCUUCGGCAGCUCUGUGCGCUCGCGGCCGUCCAGCCCCUUCCUCAGCUCGAGCGAUGCGCAAGACAGCAUGCCGCCGCGCGGACGGCGGCGCGCAGGAGAGAUGGCGCAUCUGCGCGAGGGACACGCCUGGCAUGCGCACUCCGACACAUCUCGCAGUGCGACACACACGCCGCAGUCCGGAGCUCGCCCCAUCGACAUCGUCUCCACACGCUCGGCUAGCGGCAGCCGUUCCCGCAGCCGUAGUAGGCAAGCAUGCGAGCGCGAGGCCGCAGGCUACAGCGCGGCGUCGUUGCGCCAUCACGAAGCAGCGCAGUCGCCGGAGCAAAUGCGCGGACGCAAGCCGCUGCUGCACCGCUCCAGCUCGUACGAGAGCUCCUCGACGGGCUUGCCUGGCGGCAAUAAGAGCUCCGCGCACGCCGAGCGCGGCUCGUCAUCGCGCGGCAGUCGCAGCGGUGCGCGCUCUACAUCGCGACCACGCAUGCUUACGGGCGUCCCGAGCAGCGCGGGCGCCACGACAGGCGGCAGCGGCAGCAGCGGCUGGGCCGCCGAGUUCGUCUUUCCGCCCGCCAACGGCGAUGGCUUCCGCUGGCGCAGCGCCGAGCGCUCGUCGUCGUCGCGCACCAAUGCAGCGCGCAGCAGCACCAGUCGCAGCCGCUCGCGUGCUCCUGAGGCGCUCGCCAAUCUCCUCGCGCGCGAGAGAGCACAGCAGCAUCACAUGCAGCAUGGCGAUGCGGGCUCGUCGGUGCCUAGCUCGCCUGCGCCGGGCACGCCAGGCAGCGGCACCGAGGACAGCUCGCGCAGUCGAGAGCGCGGCGCUCGCAAUGCCUCGUCCGGCCUGCGUGCUCGCGCCAGCACCGAUGCGCUCCCCUCGCCGCGACCUGGCUCCGCACUGCCGCGCGGCAUACAGCGCGAGCCGCAGGCAGAGGCCGACGAGGACGAGCCCGAGACGCAGUGGUGGCAGCGCGGCCGCGGCCGCGAGCCCAAGCCUGCGCCGCCGGCCCACUCGCCCGAGCAGGCGCGUGCCGUGCUGCCGCCCGUCUCGGCCGCCUCGACGCCGCCGGCGAGCGACGAGGCUCGGCGCGCUGUGCCGCGCUGGCCGUGGGCGUCGUAG
Molecule: messenger RNA, 3753 nt
Organism: Tilletiopsis washingtonensis
Lineage: Eukaryota; Fungi; Basidiomycota; Exobasidiomycetes; Entylomatales
Product: kinase-like protein
Exons: 1
Coding region: 1-3753 (1250 amino acids)
Biological process (GO): microtubule cytoskeleton organization; intracellular signal transduction; protein phosphorylation
Cellular component (GO): cytoplasm
Molecular function (GO): protein serine/threonine kinase activity; tau-protein kinase activity; ATP binding
Source: RefSeq, a predicted model, not a curated record